Molecule: messenger RNA, 3381 nt
Organism: Prosopis cineraria
Lineage: Eukaryota; Viridiplantae; Streptophyta; Magnoliopsida; Fabales; Fabaceae
Exons: 5
Coding region: 2333-3088 (251 amino acids)
Biological process (GO): regulation of asymmetric cell division
Source: RefSeq, a predicted model, not a curated record
AAAACAAAAACGACAAAAACAACACUCAAAUUCUCCGACAUCUGUGUCAGGAGCUAAAAUGAGUUUUCGAUUUGAGCUUUUUUUCUCCUUCUCUGAAGUAAGUCAAAGGGUGCAUCGCAGUCUAUCUAGUCCAGCUGUUCGUGGGCUUGGUGGAUCCAGUGCUGCCAAUGAUGCACUGUCUCUAUCCUUCCUUUUCUCUCUGUUUUACUUUUCAAUUUCUCGGGGAAGUUUUCGACUGUUUGGUUGGUCGGAAAAUGGAAAAAAGGUAGCGGAAUUCGAAGGUGGAUUAGGUAAAGAAAGAGACUCUGAAGAGAAAGUGGCAAAUUGGGUGGUGGCUGAAACCUGAAAGCCUGAAAUGCACCGUUCCUCUCUCUCUCUCUCUCUCUCUGGUUUCCUUUAGGAAUUUUCUUGGGAAAGUUUUGCAGUGUUUGGCUGGUCGGAAAACGAAGGAAUCCGAGGUGGGUCAGGCAAAGACAGAAACUUUGGAGAAAACGGCAUGAUGGGUGGGGACUGAAAUGGGUUAUAACGUUUCAUAGUUUAGUUAAGAAAUUUCUCAUAUUUUCUGCUCUGAACGAAGGUAGAAGAAGAUUGAAAGGUAGGUAGCAUAUUAUAUGUUUUACUUUUUCUUUCUUUUACUAGUCCAAGAAGGUUUUAUCUGGGAUCUGAGAUAGAUCUUUGUUAUUUUCUUCAUGAAUCUUCUAUAGAGAGAUGGAACCCAGGUGAGAUAUUCACUUUACUUUUAUUUAUUCCUCUGUGCUGGAUCCAAUCAGAGCUAGUGGACAAAAACAUUGAUAGGGAAUUUAAAAUUGUGGGUUUUCUUCCUCCAAAUAAUUUAAAACUUGGGUUUGUAAUUUUGUUGCGAAAAGUUUUCAAAGUUCCCAACUUUUCUCUUGUCCUUUCUAUACUUCCAGAAACUGUCCUUGGAUUCUCUUCUUCUUCUCUUGGUUAGCCAAAUUCUCUUUACUUAUAAUAAAGAAAAAGUCAGGCAGUACCUUCUUUUUGGUACUCCCUAUAUUCUCAUUGCUUCAUAGAGGAAAGAAACUGAUAUUUCUUUAAUUAACAAAAUGUGAGAUUAGAAGCUUAAGUUUAAUCUAAACCCUUUUUAUAUUGUUUGAGUUCUUGGUAAACGCUUCCUUGGCCAUUUUUUUAUGAGCAAAUUGAUUUUAGUAUAGCAGUAAAAGAUUCCUUCAACGUUAUGGGAAAACUGGGUUUUGGUUAUAGAAUCUUACUAUAAUUCCGUUGAUAUUAAAAAUAUUACAGCCUCUUGUGAACAGUGCCUUCUUACCCAUCCUGUUUUUCGAUUGAGCUUUAUCCUCUGUAACUGGGCUACUCCAAAAGAUUACUUUUCUGACCUUCUUAUACGUUAAUCCGCAAUUGAUUUUCUCCAUUAAUCUUGUUGAAAAUUGUGUUGAACUUUUGAGUUCAUUUUUGCUUAUUUUUGUUCAAUUCAGUUUGCCAAUUUCACUAUUGCUUCCCCCCCCCUUCCUUGACACGAUGAGCAAGUUAUCCAUGUUGCUUGCUAAACCAGUUGUUCUUAUUUACUGAUCGUCAGGUUGCAGCAGAAUCUGACCUGUGUUUGCUUGAAAUCUGAAAAUACCUCUGGCUGGAGCCCAGAAAAUUUUCCAUGUGUUAAACCUAUUAAGCAUGAAAUUAGAUGGUGAACUGGCCUUCUACCAUUCAAAUGUUGGUGAGCCUGAAUGUCAAUCAUUUGAAUUUUAUGUCAAUGAUCCGUACUCUGCUCGAUGCAGAUUGGAAGACCAUGAAGCCAAGGAAAAUGGGAAAAGGGUUCCAUUUGAUUUAGAGGAGAACAAGGGGAAAUUAGAUCCAUUACCGAAUCAGAUGGAGGCGAUGAAUGGUUUGACUUCUCAAAAACUUGAUUCUCACACGAGCAUGAUUGAUCUUAAAAAUGAAGGUGAAGAAAAGGUCAAGGACUCGAUCGAGGCUAUCUCACAUUCUCAGCAGGAUAUAGAAUUGCAUACAGAAUCCCCUAGUGAUCCAUGUCCUGAUUUUGCACAAGAUAUUGAAUCAGUCAAGAGUUUGGAUCUUCCAGAAGAGGUUGCUUCAUCAAAAAAUCCGCCGGAUAUUUUAUGGACAAAAGUGUUACUGAAUGUGAACCAGACUUGGUAGUUGUUUAUAAAGAAAGCGAUGAACAUGUUAUCAAGGAUAUCUGUGUUGAUGAAGGAAUCCUGGCUGAGAAAAAGAUUUUGUUAGAGAAUACAAAUGAAGAGGCUGCUUAUAAAUUCUCAUCCUCAGAGGAUCACAGAAGCGAAAAAUUGGCAAAAAACAUUGUGCAGCUGAUGUACCAUUUCCUGUUUUCCUAGAUUUGCCUGCAAUGACAGAGGAAACUGAUAAAGUUUCUACUAAUUGUUAUAAACUCGAGGAUUUGAUGCUAAAGGAUGAUGAUGAAACCAGAAAAUUUGCUAAAGAUGUUGAUAAAGAGAUGCUGUUAGCUGGAUACAAAGUUUUAUUGCAAGAUUUGGAUGAAGAACAGUUGACGCCUUUGAUUCAGGAGGGCGACAAGGCUGAACAAAACCAUCCACAGGUUUCUAGUGAGCCUGAAUUGCCCUCCAAACCUAAGCAAACUGAAGAUGAGGUUGAGGAAACUGUCCCAACCUUGUCUGCUAUAGCAGCAGAAGAAUCAAAUGGUAAUGUCAGCAAUGCUGACAUACCAGAGAAUGUUGGCGUCACUUCUCAGUUUGAUUCUCCGGUCCCUACAGCUGGUGCCAAAGAGGAAUUCGACCAAGUCGAAGACUUUAAACACGAUGACACUCAAAAUUCAUCGGAGGCCGUAGGUGUGAAGUCUGAUGAUCAGGCUGUUGUAACAAGUCAUGUUCGUCACAGCUUGGGUGAAACAAGUUUCUCAGCUGUAGGUCGUGUAUCGAGCCGAAUAACUUACGUGGAUCCCGUGUCUUAUUCUGGCAGCAUCUCUCUUAGAUCAGAUAGCAGCGCGACUAGCACGCGGUCCUUUGCCUUUCCAGUACUUCAAUCUGAAUGGAAUAGCAGCCCAGUAAGAAUGGCAAAAGCCGACCGGAGACGCUACCGGAAGCGCCGUGGUUGGAGGCAGGGCCUUCUAUGUUGUAGAUUCUGAAUGCUUUCUCUUCUCUUCUUUGUUUUUAAAUAGGUUUAGAUUGAUAAAAAUAUAUAUCGUUUAAAUUUUACCUGAGCUUCACAAAAUUAAAUUCUAUCUGUCAGGCUGUUCUACAAUUUGUACUAGGUUUAGGAUGAUGCCAAGUUAGUGCUCCUGCAAGCAAAGUCUUUGUUCUCUCUUGCUUGCGGUACUGUGAUCCAUCCCUUUCCCUCACAUUCUAUACAUGUCAUUAUCAAUAUUAACUUCCAUUACCAUUGAAAUAAAUCAUAAUAUACAUCUUUGUUUAUUUAUCA